Messenger RNA from Marchantia polymorpha subsp. ruderalis, 418 nucleotides. The record is from the annotation of a GenBank genome assembly. Lineage: Eukaryota; Viridiplantae; Streptophyta; Marchantiopsida; Marchantiales; Marchantiaceae.
AAUAUUCGUGUCGUGAUUCAUAGAGCUCAGUUAAGCCGGGUGAGCAUGUAAGGGUCACAACUUGAGGCUCAUGAAGGUGAGAACGAGGGCCCGGAGCCAUGGGUUAGCUAGCGCUGCUGCCGCUAGGACAAAGCUGGGCUGUUUGGUCCGAUCCGGAAAGUGCAUGACUAAAAUUCUGCAGCAGCUUAUCUCGAGCGGACGAGGGUGUUCCGACUGGUCGGGAAAGGGCGUCCGGAUGGCGACAAGAGCACGAGGUCGAUCGACGAGGGCAAGGACGAGGAGGCGUGAUGGGAAGGGAGCAUGACAAGAACGAUCCACUCUUCGGGGGUUUUAGCAUUCCUCUGUCCUUUGUGUCCACUACAAAGCCCAAGGGGUCAGCAUUCCAGUUUGGGAGCGAGGUUUGAUGAGUCAAAGUCAC